AUGUUGCUCAAAGCAUUCUACGGACUCGCGCUCUUGCGUAGCGUCUCUGGCGCUGCUGUAGCUCGAAGACAGGCAGCAGGCAACAUCAAUGACUGUCCUGGAUACUCGGCAUCAGAUAUCGUCAACACAGACACUGGUCUGACCGCCAAGUUGACACUGGCUGGUACAGCAUGCAACGCCUAUGGCACAGACAUUCAGAACCUCCGCCUGGCUGUGAAUUACGAUUCCGAAAAGCGUCUACAUGUCAAGAUUGAAGACGAAGGCAAGAUCGCCUAUCAGGUCCCUACCAGUGUGUUCCCUACACCAGAUGCCAACAACUCGGUAUCGGCUGGUGAUGCAACACUUGAGUUCUCAAUGGAGCAGAAUCCCUUCAGCUUCAAGAUUACUCGUAAAUCUAACCAGGAAGUACUUUUCGAUACUUCCAAGUCACCAAUUGUGUUUGAGGACCAAUAUCUCCGUUUACGUACUUCUCUUCCCGAGAAUCCUAACAUCUAUGGUCUCGGAGAACAUUCUGAUUCUCUCCGCCUCAACACUACCGACUACACUCGCACACUGUGGUCUAGAGAUGCCUACGGUAUCCCUUCCGGCACCAACCUUUACGGCAACCACCCCAUCUACUUUGAUCACAGAGUAGAAUCUGGUACUCACGGAGUCUUCCUUCUCUCGAGCUCAGGUAUGGACAUCAAGAUCAACAAGACCGAAGCUGAUGGUCAAUAUCUGGAGUACAACACCUUGGGAGGUGUGAUUGACCUGUACUUCUUGGAUGGUCCCAGCCCUGUUGAGGUCGCGCAAGAGUACAGCAGUGUUACCCAAAAAGCUGCGAUGAUGCCCUACUGGGGCUUCGGCUUCCACCAGUGCCGUUAUGGAUACCGUGACUUCUACGCCAUUGCCGAAGUAGUUUACAACUAUUCCGCUGCUGCAAUUCCGCUUGAGACUAUGUGGACCGAUAUUGAUUACAUGUAUGAGCGCUACAUCAUGACUACCGAUCCUGACCGGUUCCCUCUUGCUCGUGUUCGCGAAUACGUGAACUACCUCCAUGAGCAUAACCAGCACUACAUUGUCAUGGUCGAUCCCGCUAUGGCUUACCAGACCGAACGCGAGAACGGGUUGCCUUACGAGUCAUUCCUGCGUGCUCGUGACCAAGGAAUCCUUCUCCAGAAGAACGGCUCCAUCUACCAGGGUGUUGUAUGGCCUGGUGUCACCGCCUUCCCAGAUUGGCUGGCAAACGGUACCCAGGAGUACUGGACCAACGAAUUUGCCAAGUUUUUCGAUGCUGAAACUGGUGUUGAUAUCGAUGCUCUGUGGAUUGACAUGAAUGAGGCCGCCAAUUUCAAUUACUUCGGAGCGAACCCUCAAGAAAGUGCUGAGGAUCGUGGGUUCCCUCCUACUAGACCCGCCAUCAGAUCUGCUCCUCGCCCUAUUCCAGGCUUCCCAGCAGCCUUUCAGCCAAAUGCUAGUAGCCCCUACCCUCCGGAUGAUCUUGCAUAUGCUCCUCCAUGGCUCGCUCCUGCUUCUGACCCUGGUGCCACUAAACGCUCAAUCGACGUCAAGAAGCCUGCCAAGCGAUCAGUCGGUCUGCAGUACUCUCCGCUUGAUAAGCGUCAGUCGUCCGCACGAAUUGGUUUCCCUGGUCGCAACCUUCUCGCUCCCCCUUAUCAAAUCGACAACGCAAAUACUGUCGAGGCUUACGGUGGCGUAUCUAACAACACUCUCGAUACUGAUAUCAUCCAUGCCGAUGGACACGCGGAGCUUGACGUCCACAACUUGUAUGGAACCAUGAUGAGCUCAUUUUCUAGAAACGCACUUGAGGCACGCAGACCUGGAAGAAGACCAUUGGUAAUUACUCGUUCGACUUUCGCAGGCGCUGGUAAGGCCGUGGGCAAGUGGCUGGGUGAUAACUUGAGCACCUGGGAGCUCUACCGUCAAUCUAUCCAAGGUAUGCUCGAUUUUGCCGCCAUCUACCAGAUUCCUAUGGUUGGUUCAGACACAUGCGGUUUUGGGGGCAACACGACAACUACGCUUUGUGCUCGCUGGGCAUCUCUCGGCGCCUUCAAUCCAUUCUACAGAAAUCACAAUGGAGACAGCUCCAUCCCUCAGGAGUUUUACCUAUGGGAAACCGUUGCAGAGUCAGCUCGCAAGUCUAUUGACAUCCGUUACAAGCUGCUCGACUACAUCUACACUGCUCUGCACAAGCAGACUGUUGAUGGUACACCUCUGAUCAGCCCAAUGUUCUUCCAGUACCCUCACGACAAAGCCACUUCUGCUCUCGACCUUCAAUUCUUCUAUGGCGAUUCUCUUCUGGUUGCUCCUGUCACCGAGGAGAACUCGACCAGUGUAGAUGUUUACUUCCCGAACGACCGCUUCUACGACUUCAAGACCUUCAAAACCGUCGAGGGUGCCGGUGCCAACAUCACCAUCUCGGAUGUCGACUUCACAGAUAUCCCCCUCUACAUUCGCGGUGGCAGUAUUAUUCCCAUGCGUAACGCAUCGGGCUACACGACCACUGAUGUGCGCAAGCAACCGUUCAACAUCGUCAUCGCACCAGGACGCGAUGGCAAAGCCAUCGGCUCCUUGUACCUGGACGACGGCGACAGCAUCAAGCAGAACGCAACGUCUGAAAUCAAGCUCGAGUACGAGAACGGCCAGCUGACUGUCUCUGGCUGCUUCGAUUACCAAGCUGAGGAUAACCGUGUUGUUCAAGUGACUCUUCUUGGUCAGAAGAGUCACUCUGGUCAGACACCGCAGUGGAAGAAGGACGGUGACGAUCACGACUGGUACAAGUGCGGAGAAAAUGACUGGAGCUUUGACGGUUCCACUCACCAUCUUUUGGUUCAGUUUGACCAGAAGCUCACUGGACCUUUCGUGGUCUCUGUAUGA
Molecule: messenger RNA, 2877 nt
Organism: Aureobasidium namibiae CBS 147.97
Lineage: Eukaryota; Fungi; Ascomycota; Dothideomycetes; Dothideales; Saccotheciaceae
Product: putative alpha/beta-glucosidase agdC
Exons: 6
Coding region: 1-2877 (958 amino acids)
Biological process (GO): carbohydrate metabolic process
Molecular function (GO): hydrolase activity, hydrolyzing O-glycosyl compounds; carbohydrate binding
Source: RefSeq, a predicted model, not a curated record